This is a messenger RNA of Sander lucioperca (pikeperch), 1764 nucleotides long. Its product is annotated as psychosine receptor-like. Gene Ontology annotation, cellular component: membrane. Gene Ontology annotation, biological process: G protein-coupled receptor signaling pathway. The coding region runs from base 1 to 1764 and encodes 587 amino acids. NCBI's taxonomy places the organism in Eukaryota, Metazoa, Chordata, Actinopteri, Perciformes, Percidae. Gene Ontology annotation, molecular function: G protein-coupled receptor activity. The record is from RefSeq and is a predicted model, not a curated record. The transcript has 2 exons.
AUGCUGAUGAGGAAUGGGAACAGCACGGCGGUCUACCUCAUCAACCUGUCCAUUUCAGACCUGCUCUACACAAUCUCUCUACCUGUGUGGAUUGAGCUGGCCCUGCAGAGGCCUCUGGGUGGUCUCUGCAGUUUAGUGGCUGUGAUCAUGCACAACAGCUUUUAUGUCGGCUCAGGCCUCCUUUGCUGCCUCUCUGUCGAUCGUUACCUAGCAGUGGUGUAUCCUCUCCACUUUCACUGGGUCCGAGAGGUGCAGACUGCAGCAGUUGUGAGUAUUGCUGUUUGGACUUUGGAGAUUGCCAUCCACAUCAUCUUGCUUGACCACAAGGGGGUGCUGCAAGCUUUCUCCUCAAGAAACUUGUGUGAGGAGCGAAUACCCAUGACACAAGAAGAUGCCAACAUCGCCCUUACACGAGUCACCCUGGGUUUCUUGGUCCCUGUCUUCAUCAUGACCUUUUGUUUUCAGCAGAUCAUGUGGUCACUGCGACAGAGCAACUCCAUCCAGACAGAGGAGCGCAGAAAAGUGGGACUGCUGCUGUUUUUCCUUAUUCUAACAUACAUAGUGGCCUUUAUGCCCUAUCAGACUGUCAUGCUUCUCAGGGCCAUACUGGAGCCCAGGGCCUGCGUCUGGGCCAUAAAGCUCAGAGAUCUAUACCUGGUCACAGUUGCCACGACUACCAUAAACAGUACAGCGGAUCCUAUAAUAUACUGUUUAACCACUGAGACUGCUCAGAAAGAGAUUAGGAAAGCUUUAGAGAAAUUUUGGGGAGUUUUUGUGAGGAAGAAAUGGUGUGUGCAUUCAAACGUCACAUCUGCAAUGGAAAAUUUAACCCUGGCCGCAAAUCAUUCAGAAUGUUACUCGGUUGACAGCGCAUCCAGGAGAAGGCCUUUUCUGUUUUUCUACCUGGCUAUCAUCAUCACUGCCAUCCCGUCCAACAUCUUCUCCCUCUAUGUGUCCUGGCAGCAUAUUAGACAGAAGAACGAGCUUGGUGUGUAUCUAUUCAAUCUGGCCCUGAGUGACCUGAUCUUUACUAUCGGCCUUUCUCUGUGGCUGGACUUCCUGUGGAAUGGAGUUUGGGCCCAUGGGGGCUAUGUUUGCGUGCUAUCUGUCUACUCUCUCUUCACUAACUUUUACACCAGCGAUGCUCUCCUCUGCUGCAUCGCUAUUGACCGCUACCUGGCAGUGGUUCAUCCAUUAAAGUACACUUUCUUGAGGAAGGUUAGCACUGCAACUGCGGUCAGUGUUGUCAUUUGGGUGUUGGUGGUCUGUUUCAAUGCCACCACCAUCAGCUGGGAGGACUCAUACAGUGAAAACAAUGAGUUUUCAUUGUGCUUUGAUACCUUUAUCCCGCUGUCAGAGAACCUGGCUCGAGCUAAUGUAGCACGCUUCAUCCUAGGCUUUAUUGUUCCCGUUCUCCUGUUGGUGUUUUCCACCUGGAGGAUCUGUGUGGCGGUGAAAUCCAACCAGGCCACAGAGGAACAGGAACGUAGACGGAUUUCAAAGCUUCUGACGGUAAUCCUACUCUCCCUUUUGUUUUGCUUUGGACCUACCCACGUCAUGAUGCUCCUCCGCAUAGUAGUCAAUGACUGCUGGACUAAUGCAUGGCUUCUUUAUAUAUACAAGAUCAGCAUAGCUAUCUCAAGCCUCAACUGCCUUGCAGACCCUCUCCUUUACUGCUUCAUUACUAAAAUGGGGAAGGCAAAUGUCAAACAGGUUGUUCUCUUCAUCCGGUGUAGGUUAAAUAAGGUUGGAACAAUCAAAUAA